CAGAAGGGGAGGGUGAAAUGGUUCAAAAAGGAAAGGUUGUCUGGGGAAAAUACUUUCAUAUUUUACUGGGAGGAGAAUGAAUGAGCUAACAUUCUCUGCAUUUUAAGCUCUUUUUCCCAGACUAGUAAUGCUUAACACAGGCUGUAUUAGUACCUUUUAUUCUACCAAGAGUUUUAAAAUUGUUUGAAACUAAGAAUGUUCUUUUGAGACUUAGCAGUUACACAAAAUGCCUUCUGUAUUUGCCAACACAACUCCUAUAGAGACAUACUUUGUAUGGCUGAUAAAAACUACAUUAAAACACCACUUUUUUCUUGUAGUUUGCUUGAAAUAGUCUCAUACUAGUGGUUCAAAGUAGUGCAAAAACAAAGUUAUAACAGUUGUUAUAUAAGAUAAGAAAUAUUUAUUGGUAAUUGCUAUAAUUUGAAUGGUUAAAACUCCAAUUAAUAGCACUGUGAGCAGUGGAGUUUCAUCAUGGAGUUUUCUCCUCCUCAAGCACAAACAUGGUUCCCACUGGUGCAAUUUCUAUCUAGGUCUUUUAACAGGGUGAUAUAGUACAGUUUUCUGUUUAUAACACUUGUGCUAGUUUUAUAUAUACAGUAGGAAUAAAAGGAUGGCAUGUAAGGUUCCUUUUUGACUACCUCUAUGGUGGUGUUAUGAAAGACAGAAAUUAUGGAAGUGCCUCAAGAAUCUCAGCUUAUUUAAAGCAAACUGAAGUUGUUCAGUGCCAAGUAACUGUAUGUCCUUCAUCCUGUCAGAACUUAUUUUUAGAUGAGGCAGAGAAGAGAACAGUAUUAUUCUCAUUUUUCUAUUUUUCUUAUAUUCCUGUUUCUUAUGCCAGCUCAGGAAUCAUAGGUAUAUUUACAUAUGAAGUAAAAUGCAUGCUAAGUAGCACCCAAAUGAAACAAUAAUGGCAUUGCCUGCCUCCACCUUUGAAGGUAAGGCAUGAGACAAAUCAGCAUAUGCCUGCAACUCAAAACGCAGCAGAGUUUGUGGUGUCACUGUUAGAAACUGUGCUGAAAUAUUUGAUGUUAACAUAGUGGAAUGUUUUGGAAAGUACCAUGGCUUAUAACUGAAUGGAUUCAGUUUCCCUGCACAGUCCAGCUUCCUUUUGUUUCAUGGGAGUUAGGGCUGGAGUAAAGGAGGACUGAAGACAUUGUUCCAAAUCAUCCCCUACUGUACGUAUUUCACAAGGGCCUAAAAGCAAGCUUAGCUUACUGCUGCUGGAGUGUGUUGAUUCACCUUGUUGCAGACAGAAGGGGAGGACAGGAAUGGCAGAUUACACUUUCCGUGUUCCCCAGAUAUACAGACCAACGUAGCUGGAAGGCACCAGGUUGGAGAAGGCAGUGCCCCAGGGCCAUAAAACAGUGCAACUGUCUAUUACACAGGGAAUAAUUUGUGUUCCUUCCUGGAUCAAAUCUUGCUGUACAAUCUUGCACAUGGACAAGGUUGCCUGGAAAACCUGAUGCGAUGCAAACUUGCUGUUUCCUCAACACAUCAUUUAUGCUGGUGUCCAGGAACAGCACCAGUCCUUCCCUGCUGUAUAUGCUUCUGCAACAGUUGCAUAUAGAUCUGGAUUCCAGGAGUUUCCUGAUGCCAGGAAAGAAUCUCCAUGUGACAAACAAAGCAGCAUCUACUUCUGCCAAGUUUACCUCCUGUUUGUGUGGCUAAGCCUGAAGAUGUAGUGGGGUUUAUAAUUUUGUUCCAGAACACGUGAGUGCCAGUAGUUGUAUUGAGGGGAAGGGAGAGCAGCCCAAAAAGGUUGUCUAUUUUUACUCAUCAGCAUUCUGUUGUCCUGAUUUCUCUGGCAGUAAUGAGGUCAGCACAAACCAGCACGAAAGGAAGAUUGCCUCUGCAAAAACUAAUCCUGCACAUUUGCCUCAUGUACUGUUUUUGAGGAGUCUCAGUCCAAUUCUGCACGUUAUUCUUCCUAAUUUAUUUUAACUCCACAUUUAAGCUAAGGAACUGGUCCUGGAAAAGCUAGGAAUACAUCUCUUCUUCAAAAAUGUCAAAACAGCCAGCUUCAAAUGUCAGAAGUAUUCAGGCUAACAUCCACAUCCCAAUGGGUGCACUUUUGCCUGGGGCAGGCCAGCCUCCGAAGAGAAAGGAAUUUACUGAACCUACUGAGAGUGUUCCUACUCCAGAAGAAGAAGAAAAGAAAAAGACUUUGCCAGGUGCCAAGAAGCUACCAGGCCCAGCUGUUAACCUGUCAGAGAUCCAGAACAUAAAGAGUGAGCUGAAAUAUGUCCCGAGAGCUGACGAAUAACAAAAUGGUCUGCCAAGAGUUAUAUAUGGAGAAGCUAAAUGGAUUAUAAUGAAGAAAUCUAACUGAAAUAGUUUAUAUAUUUAUAUAAUUAUGAGCACCCUCCAUAAAAAUAUAUUUACACAUUUAUAUCAA
Molecule: messenger RNA, 2395 nt
Organism: Varanus komodoensis (Komodo dragon)
Lineage: Eukaryota; Metazoa; Chordata; Lepidosauria; Squamata; Varanidae
Gene: SMPX
Product: small muscle protein X-linked
Exons: 5
Coding region: 2003-2263 (86 amino acids)
Cellular component (GO): costamere; M band; muscle tendon junction
Source: RefSeq, a predicted model, not a curated record